AUGAGUGAAUUUCAGAAGCAGCCCCCCGAGGAACACAUCUACCACAUCAACCGUUUGUUGGAGACUGAACCACUGCAAGGAAGAGAUGAAGACACAGUAGCCAGUGCUGACUUCCCUAGCAUGCUCUCUGAGGAGGAAAAGGAAGAAUUAAAGGCAGAACUACUUCAGCUAGAAGAUGAAAUUACAACAUUACGACAAGUUUUAUCAGCGAAAGAAAGGCGUCUGGUUGAGAUAAAACAAAAACUCGGCAUGAACUUGAUGAAUGAAUUAAAACAGAACUUCAGCAGAAGCUGGCAUGACGUGCAGACUACUACUGCCUACAAGAAAACACAUGAAACUCUGAGUCACGCAGGGCAGAAGGCAACUGCAGCUUUCAGCAACGUUGGGACGGCCAUCAGCAAGAAGUUUGGAGACAUGAGGUCUCACUCCAUCGGCUACUCCAUUCGCCAUUCCAUAAGUAUGCCUGCUAUGAGGAAUUCUCCUACUUUCAAAUCAUUUGAGGAGAGGGUUGAGACAACUGUCACAAGCCUUAAGACGAAAGUAGGCGGGGCGAACCACGGCGGAGGCAGCUUCGAGGAGGUGCUGAGCUCCACGGCCCAAGCCAGCGCGCAGAGCUCGGCCGGCGGCCCCGGCCCCCGGCGGGCCGAGGGGGAGGAGCUGCAGUGCUAGGGCCCCGCCCGCGCCCGCAGCCGCCUCCAGGGACCCUGCCCUGCCCGCGCGCAUCCGGAUAUGAAGACCAGAAUCCCACUGGAAGACCCAGGCCUUGACCUUGUUCUUCAAAUGGCUUCUCCUGAAAGUUUAAUUAAAUGA
Lipotes vexillifer (Yangtze River dolphin) is the source of this 810-nucleotide messenger RNA. RefSeq names its product TPD52 like 1 (gene TPD52L1). The record is from RefSeq and is a predicted model, not a curated record. Gene Ontology annotation, biological process: positive regulation of apoptotic signaling pathway; positive regulation of MAP kinase activity. NCBI's taxonomy places the organism in Eukaryota, Metazoa, Chordata, Mammalia, Artiodactyla, Lipotidae. The transcript has 8 exons. Gene Ontology annotation, cellular component: cytoplasm.